ACGACUUCCAACAAUCAACAUCAACAUGGCCGACAAGAGCGUGGUCACACCGGACAGCGUCGUGCUGGAAGAAGCAUCAGCACACGAGGACGCUUCCUUCGAACCCACCAAUUACGAAGACGAAGACGAUGAAGAUCUCGAGCUUGAGGGUGGAGACAUGGAGGUCGAGUUGGGUUUCCUUGGGGAGAAGGAAGCACAUCUGUACGGCCCGUUUGGCGAGUGGGAUGGCGGCAAGGUCGGUGGCAGUCCUGUGUGGCUUCAUCCCAACACCCAUGUGGACAUCAAGUGCAGCGGAUGCGACAAGAACAUGAGUUUCUUGCUGCAAAUUUACUGUCCGCUGGACCACCCAGAGCAAGCGUUCCAUCGGUCUCUGUAUUUGUUUUGCUGUCGCACCACCGACUGUCCUCGUCUCGGCCACGCCCGUACGUUUCGGAGCCAGUUGCCACAGGACAACCUGUACUACGCCAACCACGAAGACAUCAACUACAGACCGCUCGAUCACGUGAACAAGUCUCUCCAUCGAUGUGCGCUGUGCGGACUCAAGGCCACGUUUUCGUGCAGCGCAUGCCACGUCGCGCACUAUUGCUCCAAGGAACAUCAAAAGGACCACUGGAAGCACGGCCAUAAGCAGGACUGUCCUCAGUGUUUGGCGACACACGAGCUGUUCGAAGACGUCGCCCAUGCCACUGCCCUAGAAGACAACGGGUCCAAGUUCCUCUUUCCCGAAUAUGCAAUCCACAUCGAUCCUGAACCCGCCACGUCGGUGGCUCAUACGGCCACCGAGGCCAAGAUGAUGCACGACUUUGAACAAGCCCAAACCUCCCGGCGUGUCGCCACCAACGACGACGUGUUCACGGAUGACUCUGCCAUUGACAUUUCCCAAAAAGAUCUGUCUUCGUUGCUGGGGUCGUCGCCGGCAGUGGACAAAACGUACCUGGCAUUCUUGACGCGGGUAGCGAUGGCCAAGGACCAAGUGCUGCGGUAUUGCCGGUGGAACAUUGAACAAGACGCGGUGCUGUGGGUGCAUUCGACCGACCGGCCGACGGACGUGCCGGUGUGUGCUGGCUGCGGCGAGCCCCGACUGUUUGAGUUCCAGGUGAUGCCGCAACUGUUGUAUCACUUGAAACUGUCUGGAGAGGACUCGAUCGAGUCGCUGGCCGCCACCAAUGCCGGCAAGCAUGAACUGGACUGGGGCACCCUUGUCGUGUACACGUGCCCCAACAGCUGCAGCCAAGGGCGCCACGACAGCGCAGAACUCAUCGAAGAGUUCGUGUGGCGCCAGACCCCGUUGGAGCAACGGGAAGAAGAGCAACGACUUGAAUGACAAUCACUGUUAGUUGAAUAAAUCAAAACGAAUUUCCUUCCAAGA
Molecule: messenger RNA, 1369 nt
Organism: Aphanomyces astaci
Lineage: Eukaryota; Oomycota; Saprolegniomycetes; Saprolegniales; Verrucalvaceae
Exons: 5
Coding region: 26-1324 (432 amino acids)
Cellular component (GO): cytoplasm
Source: RefSeq, a predicted model, not a curated record